CUGCUCUGACUUCUGAGUACAAAGAACGUCAACGACAAUCUGAGUCAGUGUUGUUGCAAUUGUUCCGUUAAAAGGCAAAUUCAUUCAAAUUAGUCCAAAUUACCAACAACUUUAAAAUACUGAUAUUUACUGAGCUGGAAUGAAUUGGGUUGUGAGUGAGUUUACAAAUGCAAAUGAGACAUGGGAAAUGUGAACACUGUUGUUAAAUCCACUCUGCGGUCGAGGAUAAAACAAGGCAGUCCAACAAACAAAAAUAAAGUAAUGACCGCUGUAGUUUAUGUAUAACUGAUUCAUGAUCUAAACAAAUGUGUAAGUGGUUCUGCCGACGAGUUAAACAGGAUAUUAUCCCAUGUUCUUCGCGUCAGGUGUGUCGCUUAUGUGGAUCAAGUGAGACUCUGUCAUUAGACGAUCUUUGCGAGCCUCCAGCAGCUAUACGUUGGCUGUUGCCAUAUGGAGGAUCCCGUACGCUGAUACCUGGACCGCUUUCAUCCCAAGAACCAGCGGGGUUUAAACAAGACUGACUGCAUUUGAACGACUUAGCACCGAUAGACCUACGAACAGGAAGCGCGGAAGGAGCCGAAGCACCGCUUAUCGGGCGGUUAUCGCUGUUCACCAGCCCGCUAACAGCGCAACAUCAGCGUCAGCAGUCGUAGUAACAAACUGACAGGUAUGUCUUCGUCCGCCGCGCGCGACACUGUUGUCAAAAAGAAGCACGUUCGUUUCGCCAGCAUGGAGGACGACGAUGACGAUAACGACGACCAGGAGGAGGACACCCUGUUUGACAAGAGGAAGGACACCGCGAGGGGGCUGAAGAGCGUGCUGAAGGCGGUCAAGAGGUCCACGAAGCCGGGAUGCGACGACCGGGUGGAUGUGGUCGGCGGAGGAAGGGGCGGACAUGGAGCGUGCGCUCGCUGGAUGGUCACCCUCGCGCUCUGUGCAUCUUUCCUGGGCUUGGGGAUGAGUAUCUCUGUUCUUGGCCCCACAUUCGAGGACCUGGCUGUGAAUGUGAAGAAGAACAUCAGCAAUAUUUCCUACAUCUUCGUCGGCCGCUCCGCGGGCUACAUCGGCGGUUCCCUCUUCGGGGGGAUUCUCUUCGACUGCUUGAACCCCCACCUCCUGCUGGGUUUCUCUAUGCUGGUCACAUCCGUUGGAAUGUGUGCUAUCCCCUUCUGUAAGCAAGCUCUGCUCCUCACUGGGCUCAUGUCCAGCAUUGGGAUGUCGAUGGGUAUUCUGGAUACAGGUGGUAAUGUCCUCAUACUGAACACAUGGGGCGACCAGGCGGGUCCUCACAUGCAGGCUCUGCACUUCAGCUUCGCAGCCGGGGCCUUCGUGUCUCCGAUCAUAGCCAAGCUGCUGUUUGGGCCCGACGGCGACGGCAGCACAGGAAUCGCACCAACCAACUCCACACCUCCCGUCACCACAGAGCAAAUCACCAGUGUCCCCGACGCUCACGUGAUCACCCACUACGUCCACAGCACCCUCAAGUCCAUGUGGGCCUACGUUGUGAUCGGCUCCUACAUCUUUCUCAUCUCCUUCCUCUUCUUCAUCCUCUACUGUCGCUGCGGCGCGUCACGCGACAAAGCCAAGGCCUCGUCAGGAAAGCCCCUGGUGGCCAAACAUCACAUUGCCCUUAUCGCCCUGCUCUGCUGCUUCUUCUUCUUCUACGUAGGCGCUGAGGUGGCGUACGGCUCGUUCAUCUUCACCUUCGCCAAGGACUACGCCCACAUGCCUCAGUCCCAGGCAGCCGGGCUGAACUCGUUGUUCUGGGCGACGUUCGCUGCCUGCAGGGGGUUGGCCAUCUUCUUUGCGGCCUGCAUGCACCCGGCCACCAUGAUCCUGCUCAGCCUGGUGGGCUCCACUGUAUCCUCCCUGCUUCUCUGCCUCUUCAGCAAGGAGAAGGUGGCCCUGUGGGUUUGCACCGGUCUGUACGGCGCCUCCAUGGCCACCAUCUUCCCCAGCGGCAUCUCCUGGGUGGAGCAGUACACCACGGUGACGGGCCGCACGGCGGCCGCCUUCGUGGUGGGGGCGGCGCUGGGUGAGAUGGUGCUUCCCGCUCUUGUGGGUUUCCUGCUGGGGAAGUUCCACGACCAGCCCCUGCUCAUGUACCUGUCGCUCAUCACCUCCACCUUCACCUCCAUCAUCUUCCCAGUCAUGUACAAGCUGGCCUCGGCCCCCGGCGGCCAGAGCAGGAAGCCCCGCGUCAGGGGCCGGCCCGACGCAGACGACAGCGAAUACCGCCAGGCGCUGCUGGACUCGGGGGCCAACGAGGAGGAAGAAGAGGAGGAGCAAGAGAAGGAGGAGCAGGACCAAGACAAUGAGGCCGAUCAGUGGAACGACGCAGACUUUGAGGUCAUUGAAAUGGAUGACACAGCAAGUCUCAUCAGUUCACCCAGCAAGGCUUCCUCUCCUCCUCCUGGCUCUGGUCUCACAGGGAGCCCUGCUGCCUCCAACACCCAGGUGACGGAGCCCGCAGGUGGAGCCUCUUACUCGGCCACCAUCUCCCCGGUUAGAGACUCCCCCAGACGUAAACUACUGCUCUCUCUGGACCGAGAGAAGAGAGACUGACACCUCCUCCUAUGGCUCCUACAUGCUGUUCAUCUCUCACUAAAAACAAGAGUCUCCAUGUUUGCGCCCAUUCGUUGUCCAGAACCUGAAAAUUCCAACAUUUAUGAACGGUUGAUUUACUGUGUACUGAAUGAAGCACUGACCGAAACCUGUGCAGCAUCCGUGAAAGUUUGGGUCAUCAGCAUCGUUUGAAUCAUGAUGAUGAAGGCUCAGGCUUUAAACUGCACUUCUAUGCUACGGAUUGUUGGAAAUAAAAUACGUCAUUGAUUCCCCACAAGGAUUCUAUGUUGGCCCGCUUCCCUCCACAGUGAAGUCAGUAAGCUAGUGAAUGGGUCCCAGGGCUGGUAGACUUCAGUGCCUUGCUGGAGGACACAUGAGAUGAACCAGGGACCGUCGCACUCAUCUUCCACCCUGCUGCCAAAAACACGUUCUCAAAAUGUAAACUCAUUUUGCAGUGAGCAGGACAUGAGCGUGAUGAUAGUUGUAAGAUUUAAAUUAGUUUUGGUUGCACUUUUGUAAAGAAGAGUUUUGUUUGUGUCAUGUGUGAUGUGUCAUCUCUGUGAUUCAAUAAAAGUUAUUUUUAAAUUGAA
Messenger RNA from Anarrhichthys ocellatus (wolf-eel), 3155 nucleotides. RefSeq names its product major facilitator superfamily domain containing 4B (gene slc60a2b). The record is from RefSeq and is a predicted model, not a curated record. NCBI's taxonomy places the organism in Eukaryota, Metazoa, Chordata, Actinopteri, Perciformes, Anarhichadidae. Gene Ontology annotation, biological process: transmembrane transport. The transcript has 4 exons. Bases 670 to 2565 code for a protein of 631 amino acids. Gene Ontology annotation, molecular function: D-glucose transmembrane transporter activity.